Messenger RNA from Schistocerca piceifrons (Central American locust), 3418 nucleotides. RefSeq names its product armadillo segment polarity protein (gene arm). Gene Ontology annotation, biological process: cell adhesion; positive regulation of transcription by RNA polymerase II. Lineage: Eukaryota; Metazoa; Arthropoda; Insecta; Orthoptera; Acrididae. Gene Ontology annotation, molecular function: alpha-catenin binding; transcription coactivator activity; protein phosphatase binding. The record is from RefSeq and is a predicted model, not a curated record. Gene Ontology annotation, cellular component: adherens junction; catenin complex.
AUGCCAUUACUCUCAUAGCGUCUACAGGAUGCCAUGCAUAGAUUGUAUGUUGGCAGGUGGACGCCAUCUUCAAUGCUGUGAAGUGUAAUAAUACGCCGGAGUUGUCCGAUUAUCUUGCGAACGACAAAAGUUUCGGGACUCCGGUUAAUUGGAAUUCCUUGAAGAUUCCAUGACACCAUGAGUUACCAGAUGCAGCAGCCACAGUCUAGACUUAUAUCACACGGCAAUUACCAACAGCCAAGUGAUCUACCCAUAGGUUCAGCAAAAGAACAAACCAUCAUGUGGCAGCAAAACUCUUACCUGGGUGAUUCAGGUAUCCAUUCUGGAGCCACAACCCAGGCUCCAUCAUUGACUGGAAAAGAAGAAGACAUGGAGUCAGACCAACUGAUGUUUGACUUAGAUCAAGGAUUUGCCCAAGGUUUUACCCAGGACCAAGUUGAUGAGAUGAAUCAGCAAUUGAGUCAGACACGUUCUCAGAGAGUUCGUGCUGCAAUGUUCCCCGAAACUCUAGAAGAAGGCAUAGAGAUUCCAUCCACACAGUUUGAUCCAGCUCAGCCAACUGCAGUUCAACGUCUAGCAGAACCAAGCCAGAUGCUCAAACAUGCAGUAGUCAACCUAAUUAAUUACCAGGAUGAUGCUGAUUUGGCAACUAGAGCAAUACCUGAACUUAUAAAACUGUUGAAUGAUGAAGAUCAGGUUGUAGUUUCUCAAGCUGCAAUGAUGGUUCACCAACUGUCAAGAAAGGAAGCAUCAAGGCAUGCUAUCAUGAACAGUCCACAGAUGGUUGCUGCUUUGGUACGAGCAAUUUCAAAUAGCAAUGAUCUGGAGUCGACAAAAGCAGCUGUUGGUACAUUACACAACUUAUCUCACCAUCGUCAGGGUUUGCUUGCCAUUUUCAAAAGUGGUGGCAUUCCAGCUCUUGUAAAACUGCUCAGCUCGCCUGUUGAGUCUGUACUAUUCUAUGCCAUUACUACACUGCAUAAUCUUCUUUUGCACCAAGAAGGUUCGAAAAUGGCAGUUAGAUUGGCUGGAGGUCUGCAAAAAAUGGUUGCACUGUUGCAGCGGAAUAAUGUGAAAUUUCUUGCCAUAGUAACAGACUGUCUCCAAAUAUUGGCAUAUGGGAACCAAGAAAGUAAACUCAUUAUCUUGGCCUCUCAGGGGCCUGUGGAGUUAGUUCGCAUACUCCGUUCGUAUGAUUAUGAGAAGCUGCUAUGGACAACAUCACGUGUUCUGAAAGUAUUGUCAGUCUGCUCCAGUAACAAGCCAGCAAUUGUUGAAGCUGGAGGCAUGCAAGCAUUAGCUAUGCACCUUGGUCAUCCAAGCCAACGCCUUGUCCAGAACUGCCUGUGGACUCUGCGCAAUCUUUCAGAUGCCGGAACUAAAGUUGAUGGUUUGGAAGGUCUUCUGCAGAGUUUAGUGCAGUUGCUGGCAUCAGCAGAUGUGAAUGUUGUGACAUGUGCUGCUGGUAUUCUCUCAAAUCUCACUUGCAACAACCAGCGGAACAAAGUUACAGUAUGUCAGGUUGGCGGAGUAGAUGCCCUCGUAAAUACCAUUCGAAAUGCUGGUGACCGUGAAGAAAUAACUGAACCUGCGGUAUGUGCACUUCGCCACUUGACAUCUCGUCAUAUUGAAGCAGAAAUGGCACAGAAUGCAGUUCGUGCUAACUAUGGAAUGCAAGUCAUUGUAAAGUUACUGCAGGCACCAUCUCGUUGGCCUCUUGUUAAGGCAGUCAUUGGACUGAUACGAAACUUGGCUCUGUGCCCUGCCAAUCAUGCUCCACUGCGUGAACAUGGUGCAAUUCAUCAUCUUGUGCGACUUCUUAUGAGAGCAUUCCAGGAUACGCAGAGACGUCAGUCUAUAGCCAGCAGUGGCAGCCAGCAGCCAGGAGCUUAUGCUGAUGGUGUUCGCAUGGAAGAAAUUGUUGAAGGAACUGUUGGAGCUUUGCAUAUUUUGGCACGUGAAUCGAACAACAGAGCUAUUAUCCGUGGACAGAUGGUUAUACCAAUCUUUGUUCAGCUUCUGUUUAACGAGAUAGAGAACAUACAGAGAGUUGCUGCAGGAGUCCUCUGCGAACUAGCAGCAGACAAAGAAGGAGCAGAAAUGAUUGAACAAGAAGGUGCCACAGCUCCCCUUACAGAAUUAUUGCAUUCAAGGAAUGAAGGAGUUGCAACCUAUGCCGCAGCUGUUCUAUUCCGAAUGUCUGAAGACAAACCACAAGAUUACAAAAAACGACUGUCAAUGGAGUUAACAAACUCUCUGUUCAGAGAGGAACAAAUUAUGUGGAAUGGAGGUGACAUACCAAUAGGACCAGAUUUGCAGGAUAUGCUUGCACUAGGCCCAGACCAGGGCUAUUCAGCAGUAAUGUAUGGACAGGGACCACCUAGUGUUCACAGCAGUCAUGGAGGUCGUCAGUAUCCGAUGCAAGGCUAUGACACGCUACCAGUAGACUCUAUUCAAGGAUUGGACAUAAACUCUCACCCUGCCACUGGUGGUGGUGGCGGCGUGGUGGAUCCAAUUAUGGACCCAUGGACACUGGAUGUACCAGGUGCUGAAUCAACAGACCUCAACUUUGACCACUUGGAGGAAUUACCACAGCCACCACAGGACAAUAACCAAGUGGCUGCUUGGUAUGACACUGACUUGUAAUUUAGAUUUGGUGCGGUGUCUGUCAGGAGUGUUAUUAACGUGUGUAUGUUUUUAUGUUCAUGGUGAAGUGAGUGACAUUACUUUGCAUGUUAGAAGGUUAUUGUGUGUGGCAGACUGGCUGUACCACAGUGAAGAUAUCUCAUUCACAUGUUAAUUUAGGUUUAUCAUUCCUAUUUCAUGACAGCUUUGUGAGAAUUCAUAACCAAAAUUUUAUAAACAAUUUUGUUGAGUGUUCUCAUAUAAUUUUGAUUCAUUAUUCCAUUUUGUAUGAAUGAAUUGGAAGCAAAUGUUACUGAGUAAUGUAGAUUUUGGAAUAUUAUGUAAACAGAAUGAUGUGUAAGCACUGUCAUUAUGGAAAGAUGAUUUUUUUGCUGCAUUAAUAGCCUCAUAAUUGAUACAUUAGGUGUGUAGAUGCAGUUUUUAAGUGAGAAUUAUGUGUCUCAUUUAAUAAAUUUGUGAGUUUCACGCACAGUUAUUUAAUUAGAUGUAACUGUUAUUGAGCACUGCAGGGGAUAUCAUUAGUUAUUGUUCAUAUCACUCAGUCAUAAAAUUGUGUGUGAUCAUAGUAGCAAAACAUUUAUGUAUGUGUAGUGAAAUCUGCUAUAAUACUGAGUACUUUUAGCUGUGUAAUUCUGCUUCGUGUAUGUUGAAUGGUCCAUUUGCUUUCCUACUUCAGACGAAAAGUAUCUUGGAUAUUCUUUAAUUACAUGUAGGGACCAUAUAUUUUUCUUCUUACUUUAGCCAGAACAUCAAAUAAAGUUAUUAAAUAUAA